GGCAACAAAAUAAACAGUGAGAAAGAGGAGAGGAGAGGAGAGGAGGAGGGAGAGAAUUGUACCAAACUAAACAUGACUUCUUCACUGAGCCUCUCAACUGCCACCAGGGCUUUACCUUCUCCAUCCAUCCCUCACAAAACCAAGCUUUCUCGCAAUCUCUCUAUAACUUGUAAAGUUACAGAACAACAAAGUGGCAAGCCAAACAAGAUACAAACCUUGAUCAAUCAAAUUAGUUUGAAACCAGGAGGGAUAUUGUCCAAGAAUUCAGGCUUAGCGAUUCAGAUCGGAGCUCUUUUAAGCAUUGUUGAGCAACCGGCUUUAGCAAUAACAGGUGUUAACAACGAAGAAGAAUUGUCAUGGAUAUUGAUACAACUAGGAAUUCUUGCAUUUUGGUAUUUCCUUAUCAUGCCGCCUAUAAUAAUGAACUGGAUGAGAACCAGAUGGUAUAAAAGGAAGUUCGUGGAGAUGUAUUUUCAGUUCUUGUGCACAUUCAUGUUCUUUCCAGGAAUUCUGCUUUGGGCACCAUUUCUGAACUUCAGGCAACGUCCCCAGGAUCCAAAUAUGAAAUAUCCAUGGUCCACGCCUUCUGACCAGUCUUUGACAGAGUGAUUAAAUGGAAAGAGGCUGCUUGUAUGUGCAUACAAUGUCUUGUAUCACUUUGUAUAAAUACAUAUAACAUUCAGUGUAAACUCUGUUGUUUUUCUUCUUCCAGUGUCAGAAGCCAGAUCAUUGACUAAUUAGAUUAAUGAAACAACUUCAUAUGCUUGAAAAGUACAGUAUAUUUAUUCAA
Papaver somniferum (opium poppy) is the source of this 790-nucleotide messenger RNA. Its product is annotated as NAD(P)H-quinone oxidoreductase subunit L, chloroplastic-like. Gene Ontology annotation, molecular function: oxidoreductase activity, acting on NAD(P)H, quinone or similar compound as acceptor. The coding region runs from base 73 to 609 and encodes 178 amino acids. The transcript is spliced from 4 exons. Lineage: Eukaryota; Viridiplantae; Streptophyta; Magnoliopsida; Ranunculales; Papaveraceae. The record is from RefSeq and is a predicted model, not a curated record.